Molecule: messenger RNA, 1041 nt
Organism: Tetrapisispora phaffii CBS 4417
Lineage: Eukaryota; Fungi; Ascomycota; Saccharomycetes; Saccharomycetales; Saccharomycetaceae
Gene: PIH1
Product: Pih1p
Exons: 1
Coding region: 1-1041 (346 amino acids)
Biological process (GO): box C/D snoRNP assembly; rRNA processing
Cellular component (GO): ribonucleoprotein complex; cytoplasm; R2TP complex
Source: RefSeq, a predicted model, not a curated record
AUGAGUUUUCUACUAAAAGAAGUCAAUGAAUCAAAUAGAAAAGAUGUAGUUUUACUCAAACCCACACCAGCAUUUGUCAUUAAAUCAAAAGUAAUUGGAUACAAUCAACAGGUGGUGAGAACAAUUAAACUGGAAAGUAAUGUGAAGAUAUUUAUAAAUUUAUGCUAUGAUGACCAAGUUCCCCAGCCUGACGUUCCCUUUAAUCCAAACAUUGUUUACCCUUUAAUUAUGAAUAACAAGUGGGAGAUUCCUAUAGUCACGUCGUCAAUUCGUAGUGAUGUAGAUAAAAAAGGAAACAAUUGCUAUGUAUGUGAUUGUUGUAUAAAUACUGAAUGUAUUGAUUGGAUUGUUAAAGAUCUCCAGUUGAGAGAAAUAUUGAUAGAAUGGUGUCUAGAAUCAUGUGAAAUAAGAGAGUCACUUGAAAUUUCAAGAGAUCAUAUUGCAUUUCCAAAAUUAAAAUUAAAAGGUGAUUCUAUUCCUUCGAUAGAAAUCUUGAAUGAUGAAUUAACAACAGAUGUUGAUAAAAAAAUCUCUGAUGCAUUAAAACCUGAAUUGUUUUCUGAUCCUUCUAGCUUCUUUAAAAUGAAAAGAAGUUUGAUAGAUGAUGUGGAUGACCAAGUUAUGGGUGAUACGGAUGGCGAAUUACCGCCAUUAUUUCCUCGAGCUGAAAUUGAAACAAUGUCAAAACCAUUGAUCCAAGAACUAACUGAAUUAGAUUUAGAUAAAAACAUAAAGCGAAAUAACAAUACACAGGUUGUCGAACGAAAAGAGGUUACAUUUGAUGUUACAAUGCGUAAAACGAAAGCUACUGAUGUAUAUAAACUCAAGAUUGAAGUAGUGAGUAAUAUUAACUCAAGUUUAGAUGUGGAUUUAAAUUACUCAGAAAUCAAUAACGAAUUAAUUGUUUUGAAUACUAAUUUAAUUGAUUUUAAGCCAAAGGAAGUCAAAAUUCCUUUACCAGACAUAUUCAGCAAAGAAAACGUCUCAAAUAUGAAAGUGUUCUUUAUAAAAUCUGAAAGAAAAAUGAUUAUUUAUAUAUAA